AUGAAGGUAACCUCCAUUCUCAGGCCUUGUCUCAGACCUCGAUUAGGCAACUCCCGUUGUUAUAUCCCCUAUCCCCAAUAUCAAACUCGCAAAAUGCGUCUCCCCUACAUCGCCGACCCACCCCCAACGGCCACCCCAGAGGAGGCUGAGAUCGUCCAGCGCAUCCAGACCCGCCGCCACCCCCGUCCCCUUCAACCCUUGGAUCUCACCCUCCUUCAUUCACCCCCGGUUGCUGACGGCUGGAACUCCUUCCUCGGCGCGGUCCGCACCAAGACCACCAUCCCUCAGGACCUUCGUGAGAUUGCCAUCUCCCGCGUUGCCGUUGUCAACCGGGCCUGGUAUGAGUGGGCUCACCAUGCUCCCCUCGCCGAGCAGGGUGGUGUGAGCAAGGAGGGCAUGAACGCCAUCAAGACUGAGCAGCCUCUCGUUUUGGGUGAGACCCAGAAGCAUGCCGAGCUUACGGACAAGCAGUGGGCUGUUACUUGCUAUACGGAUGAGAUGACAAGAAACGUUCAGGUGAGGGAUGAGACGUUUGCCAAGAUGAGGGAGAUCUUCAGCGACAAGGAGAUGGUUGAGAUCACUGCUACUGUUGCGUGCUACAACUGUGUCAGUCGGUUCUUGGUUGCUCUUGAUGUUGGCGAAAGAAACGGAACAGGUCCCGAUGCUGCUCACUAG
Messenger RNA from Podospora anserina S mat+, 675 nucleotides. RefSeq lists its product as uncharacterized. The record is from RefSeq and is a predicted model, not a curated record. The transcript has 4 exons. Bases 1 to 675 code for a protein of 224 amino acids. Gene Ontology annotation, molecular function: peroxiredoxin activity. Lineage: Eukaryota; Fungi; Ascomycota; Sordariomycetes; Sordariales; Podosporaceae.